AUGGCUCCAAAAAUUCAACAAACUAAAGCUGCUAAAGCUGCUGCCGCUUUAGCUGGUGGUAAAAAGGGUAAAAAAAAGUGGAAUAAAGGUAAAGUUAAAGAUAAAGCUCAACAUUUAGUUAUUUUAGAUCAAGAAAAAUAUGACAGAAUUUUAAAAGAUGUUCCAACUUAUAAAUAUGUUUCAGUUUCAGUAUUAGUUGAUAGAUUAAAGAUUGGUGGUUCAUUAGCUAGAGUUGCUUUAAGACAAUUAGAAGAAGAUGGUAUCAUCACCCCAGUUUUAAAACAUUCAAAGCAAGCUAUCUACACCCGUGCUCAAUAA
This is a messenger RNA of Insectozyma verbasci, 318 nucleotides long. NCBI's taxonomy places the organism in Eukaryota, Fungi, Ascomycota, Pichiomycetes, Serinales, Debaryomycetaceae. The record is from the annotation of a GenBank genome assembly.